Molecule: messenger RNA, 1835 nt
Organism: Anneissia japonica
Lineage: Eukaryota; Metazoa; Echinodermata; Crinoidea; Comatulida; Comatulidae
Product: homeobox protein Hox-D5-like
Exons: 2
Coding region: 91-813 (240 amino acids)
Biological process (GO): anterior/posterior pattern specification; regulation of transcription by RNA polymerase II
Cellular component (GO): nucleus
Molecular function (GO): RNA polymerase II cis-regulatory region sequence-specific DNA binding; DNA-binding transcription factor activity, RNA polymerase II-specific
Source: RefSeq, a predicted model, not a curated record
AAAAGCGCUUACUAUACAUAGAUCCAACAGAGGUAUCAGACAAACUGCAAUAAAAUUCAAGGCUUUAAAUCACCCAGUGAAACAAGACAAAUGAGCUCGUAUUUUGUACACUCUUUAGCGAACGGUGGCUACCACCAUGGAACGGAGUUACAGGGGCAGGGCCGGUACCUCACGGAGGGGGCUCAGCACUACCAGGCCUCCACGCCGCCGAUCACUGUAUCGAACUAUAGCUAUAACUACAAUACACAAGUUGAUAGUAGUUUCUAUGCUAUGAAUAGAUCAUCAAACUUAAGCAAUCCGCCGAGGUUAAGUCAUACCCCUCAGACGUUACCGGAAACAACAAAUUCGGAAAGAUUUGUCCCAAGUCAAGGCGGCAUGGCCAACUGUCAUGGUGUGACCCCACCAAGGGGCUGCCAGACAGCCACAGAAGUUAAGGGUAGUCAGAACUCACCUGGAAUUCAACAAGUAAGUCCCGGAAUCCAAUCACCCCACAACGAGCAUAUUUAUCCAUGGAUGAGACGAGUCCACUCAAGUACUGGUAUUAGUAGCAUAGAGCCUGCUAAACGUUCACGCACCGCUUACACUCGUUACCAAACACUAGAGUUAGAGAAAGAAUUUCAUUUCAACCGCUACUUAACACGUCGGCGGAGGAUAGAGAUUGCUCACUCAUUGGGCCUAACGGAAAGGCAGAUCAAGAUCUGGUUCCAAAAUAGGAGAAUGAAAUGGAAGAAGGAGCAUAAUGUUAAAAGUAUUUCACAGCUGAUGGCACAAGAAUCGUCAAAUACGGUAGAUACACCGACCGCCGUUCAAUGAACUUAGUAAAAGGUCGCAAUUGAAUUGAAGAAAAAAAAAAUGAACAUUUUUAAAGAACCACAAAAAUCGAUCUUUAUCAAAUCAGUAUAAACGUUGUAUUUUGCGAAAAAAUCAAGGUGAGUUAAGAUGAAAAGAGCACCGUACCGACAAGCACUGUACGCAGGUGUCCCGGUGAGGAAAAGGAAGAAACCAUCGCUUACCAUCCGUUAAUUCAACUUGUGUGCUAGUUCUGAAAUUUUUGUUAAGCAAUUCUUUUUUAUUUAAAUCUUGAUAUAUUUCACGUCAUUAAUUACGUUGUAUAUCAACUGUGUUGGUUUAUCUCCUGUGGUCACCGGUGAAACUGAUUAGAUGUUCAUAUCCAUGUGGCGGAUCAUUAUAUCAUAAGGGUUCUGUAAACUAUAAACACCAUGCGUAUAAUUAUUUUCAUAUAUUUAUAAAUCAUAGUUUUAAAAAAGACACUUCACAAAACCUCGUAAAACAUUUCACAAGUUCAUAUAGACCUACCAUUAGAAUCAUAUCUAAGAAAUGUAGUGCAAUUAUAUACAUUCAUUCCUCAUCAUAUGCAAUAUAAACAAUUAAUUGUUUGUAUGCAGUUUACAGUAGGCCCUAUAUAUAUAUAUAUAUAUAUAUAUAUAUAUAUAUAUAGACAGAUAUAUAUCUGUAUAAACAUACACUUGCAUCGAUGCAUUUUUACUGUAUAAGAAUAACAAAUACGAAAGUAGGCAUACUGUAUAAUGAUGCUUAUAUAAUUAUAAAAAAUACAGUAAAUGAUUACGAUAGGCCUAUAAAAAUAAAUGUAUAUACACUACAUUGAUAAACAAACUUAUUUACAACGAAAUAGUUUUGAAGGUUUAUUUUGCUUUUAAAUGCGAGAAUUAAUUGUAAUUUAUGAAUUGUAAAUGUUAUGUAAUUUAAUCAACUGCCAAUUGACAAAACAAAUAGUUUAUUAGCGCAUAAAUAUAAUUAUGACACUUCAAACAAAACGUUUUAAAAGAUAUUUUUUCUGCUCAAUUACUGUAGUU